This is a messenger RNA of Funneliformis geosporum, 513 nucleotides long. The record is from the annotation of a GenBank genome assembly. Lineage: Eukaryota; Fungi; Glomeromycota; Glomeromycetes; Glomerales; Glomeraceae.
AUGAACCAAAAACAAAUAUUUUACGGAUUAGAAACCAAAGAAGAACGCGAAAAGAGACUUAGAGAAAAAGCGAGGGAUUAUUUAUUGACCGAUGAAGAUAUUAUCGGCUCUCCCACUCUAAGUGGAUUAAUUGAAGAAACUUUAAAGUCUAGUAAUACCGAAACUUUUUAUAACUUGUUGGAGAAGUUAAGGCAUGCUCCUUAUUAUGAUAAAUUAGUCAGUUAUAAGGGAGACGAUGAAGCCAGUGCUUUUAUUGAUCGAGAAAGUAUCAAAAAGUUUUUAAAUUCUGAUCCAACUUUGGACACUUCGGAAAUUUUAAGAAAACUAAGUGAAGAAGCCAUUGAGGAAAAUACCAUGGAUGGCUAUUAUAAUCUGCUAAAAAGUUUCCGCAAAAGUUAUGAUGAGUUAGUGAAAUUGAAGCAGUCUGAAGAUAAUGCGAAUGACUUUUUAGAAAAGAUGACCCAUGUGGUUUAUGAUAGAAGGUGGGAAAAAGAAAUAAGAAAUAAUGGAUAA